This is a messenger RNA of Macadamia integrifolia, 668 nucleotides long. Its product is annotated as DET1- and DDB1-associated protein 1-like. The transcript has 4 exons. The record is from RefSeq and is a predicted model, not a curated record. Gene Ontology annotation, cellular component: Cul4-RING E3 ubiquitin ligase complex. Gene Ontology annotation, biological process: positive regulation of proteasomal ubiquitin-dependent protein catabolic process. Lineage: Eukaryota; Viridiplantae; Streptophyta; Magnoliopsida; Proteales; Proteaceae. Bases 157 to 459 code for a protein of 100 amino acids.
GAUUUCGCGAGCAACCGAUACGGUGAACUAAAUCCCUGCACCAUCCACCCCCUUCCCUUUUAGAGUGACGAUCCCCGGCUCCUCGCAUUUACACUAUGUUUCACUAAGAUAGUUGGUUUCUCCGAUCGACUUCCACUUCCCGAACACAGAUUUUUAAUGGGUUCAAUGCUCGGUGACUGGCCUUCAUUCGAUCCUCACAAUUUCAGCCAACUUCGAACAUCUGAUCCCUCCAAUCCUUCUAAGCUAACGCCUGCUACCUAUCAUCCUACUCAUAAUCAGACAGUUCCACCGCCUAAUCAAGCAGUAAUCUCAACUGAAGCCAAAAAUGUUCUUUUGAGACAGUUAUGUCAAGGUGCUGAAGAAAAGUUGAGGCCCAAGAGAGCUGCAUCUGAAAAUCUGAUUCCAGAGCAUGGACUCAAGCAGCCUAGGGGUUCUUUGCCGGAAGAAACUUCCAAUUGAGCUUUUUCACCAAGGAGCUCUGCAAGUUUUCUGCAUGUCUGUUGGCUCUUAUUGCCAUGUAAAGGGUGUUGUAAUGUAUUUUAGGUUGGAUGCUUGCUUGUGUGGUUUGCUUGUGGGUUGAAUUCUUAGGGAAGACAUGUAGAAUUGUAUAGAAUAUCUAGAGGACCAUCACUGAAUAAAUGCAGGGGUAACAUCCCCCUUUAUAAUCA